AUGAUAAAGGAGAGCGACGGUAAUGUCCCAGUUAUGCAUGGGCGARUUCGGCGCCGUAAAGGUUCAAAUGAGGUUCCAGGUGAUGUUGACCAAGCAAAUGGAACCAAGUUACUGGCAAAAGAUCAAAAUAAGUACAAGUCAAUGUUGGUCCGUGCUUAUUCAACUAUUUGGAUGAUUGGCUUAUCAGCUGCCUAUAUCUUUGGUUUCUUCUUUGGAAAAACUCCAUUAAUCCAGUUAUCCCCUAAAAAGACCUGGGAAGGAUUCAUUGGAGCAUCAGUCACAACGAUUAUAUCUGCCUUCGUGCAUGCUAGUUUUUUUGGUCGCUUCCAGUGGUUGACAUGCCCUAGGAAGGACUUAUCAACUGGUUGGCUUCAAUGUGAGCCUGACCCUCUAUUUAAGCCGGAGAGCUAUGCUUUACCUGGAGAGCUUCCUGAAUGGUUCACAUGGACAGAGAUCCAAAUUCUGCCAGUGCAAUGGCAUGCUUUGGGUCUUGGACUUUUUGCUUCAAUCAUUGCACCUUUUGGUGGCUUCUUUGCUAGUGGUUUCAAAAGAGCCUUCAAUAUCAAGGAUUUUGGGGAUAGUAUUCCUGGACAUGGUGGGAUGACAGACAGAAUGGAUUGUCAGAUGGUGAUGGCCGUGUUUGCAUACAUCUAUCACCAGUCGUUUAUCGUGGCUCAAACCGUAUCCCUUGGGAUGAUAUUAGACCAGAUUGUAAUGAAUCUCUCGUAUGAGGAACAACGAGAACUAUACUGGAAACUUGGUCAGAUCAUUCAGGAUCGUCAGUUUGGUGAAUCCUGAAGAACACGAAACUUGGAUUAAGAUAGAUGUGUUGUGAAGUGGAUCUGGGUUCGUUGGUUAAAAUCAAGGGCUUGUAAUCUAUUCAAGCAUAUCAUGAGGUUUGUAUGUUGUUUGUUUCACAAGUUGAUGUCUUAAAAAGACUUAUAGUUUAAACACACAUGUAUAAGAAAGAGAGGUGUAGAGUGUAAUUUUAUCCCUUGUA
Cynara cardunculus var. scolymus (artichoke) is the source of this 1000-nucleotide messenger RNA. Its product is annotated as phosphatidate cytidylyltransferase 1-like. The record is from RefSeq and is a predicted model, not a curated record. Gene Ontology annotation, cellular component: endoplasmic reticulum membrane. NCBI's taxonomy places the organism in Eukaryota, Viridiplantae, Streptophyta, Magnoliopsida, Asterales, Asteraceae. The transcript has 2 exons. Bases 1 to 798 code for a protein of 265 amino acids. Gene Ontology annotation, molecular function: phosphatidate cytidylyltransferase activity.